AACUGUCGGAGCCAAUUGGUGGAGAGUUGGACGAGGAAACAAAUCACCAACUGCACAACGAACGCCUAAGAAGCAGAAGCCCACCUCCGCAUCAUUUGCCACCUCCUCCGCCACCGCCACCAACGUUAAGUGGGCGCAACCACGAACUUCGACUCUUCAGCGGCAGCAAUUUUUCACCUUUGCACGCUCAGUUGCACGGACAGACUUCGUUGCACAACCGAUCCUCUUCACCGGCUCACGAUUUGGGAUACCACACGCUGGUGGCGCGUUCACCUGCCGCCCCUUGGUCAUCUCCUGCAGACUUGACCGAUCUAACCCUAACACCGUCGCCUAGAGCCGAGUACUGUAGAAAGACAUCGUACACGUCUUCAAAUAGUUCUUCGCAGCAGCGCGAUCCUUUCACCCAAAUCCAGUCUAACAACAGCUGCCUACGGCCGCAGCUGCCACCUACACCGACGUCUCCAAGCAUUUCUGUCGACACGGGUUCCACUGAAGCACUGUUAGCUGCGUGCAAGGGCAAGAGAUGGGUGACACCGUCCCUUAGCCAGCAGCUGGGUGGAAGCUUCAAGUUUUCCUAUUUCGAUCAGCUGACGGAUGACGUCUUGCUGCGAGUGUUCUCCUUCUUGUCCUCGUCACAUCUCGCUCUGUGCAGCCGCGUUUGCCGGCGUUGGCAUGUCUUGGCCUGGGAACCUCAACUUUGGUCUUCCAUAUACUUGUCUGGCGACAAUUUGCAUACCGAUCGAGCACUCAAGAGCAUUACUCGAGUAGUGGGUCGAGCUUCUCCGCCGUUUUGCCCAGCAGUGGAACGCGUCGUGAUCAACAGCUGUAGUCGUCUGACAGACCGCGGCCUACAAACUCUGAGCCGUCGUUGCCCCGAGCUGCGACAUGUCGAACUGCGAGGGUGCGUUCAACUAACCGAUGUUGGUGUUCUGGAACUGGUUUCCAAAUGUGUGCAUCUCACCCAUCUGGAUGUUAGUGGAUGUUCCCAGAUUACCUGCAUUGAUGCUGGACCUCUUCGAGCCAAUGGAAAUAAUGGAGAUCGAUACAAGAGCGAUUUGUGUUCUAAUUCGCGACCGCAGCUCUAUUUGCAAUUGCAAUAUAUAGACUUGACUGAUUGCGUGAGUUUGGAAGACAGUGGCAUACAGAUGAUUGUGCGUAGCUGCGCCCAACUCACUUGCAUUUAUCUUCGCCGAUGUGUUCACAUUACUGAUUUGGGAGUGAAAUACUUGGCUAGUUACUGCACCGGCUUACGAGAACUGAGCAUAUCGGACUGCGUGCAAGUGACGGACUUUGGAAUGUACGAAUUGGCUCGCUUGGGUCCCAACCUACGAUACUUGUCUGUAGCAAAGUGUGACCAGAUUUCCGACGCCGGAAUCAAACAAAUCGGACGGCACUGUUACAAACUGCGGUACCUUAACCUCCGCGGCUGCGAAGCUGUCAGCGAUGAUUCUCUAGAAGUUUUAGCACGUACCUGUUCCCGCCUUCGAGCUCUGGAUCUUGGUAAAUGCGACAUCACCGACAGAGGUCUCCGCCUACUUGCCGAACAUUGCCCAAAUCUCAAGAAACUUAGCGUCAAGAGUUGUGAACUCGUGACCGAUGAAGGUGUACGGUCUAUUGCGUACUACUGUCGUGGUCUAAGACAGCUCAAUAUUCAAGAUUGUCUUAUCACUGUUGAAGGAUAUCGAGCAGUUAAAAAGUUUUGUCGCAAGUGUAUCAUAGAACACACCAAUCCAGGAUUUUUUUAAGUUCUUGAGUUGCAUGUUAUGUGCGCCUCGACGGACCAGAUCCGCCUACUUUAUUUACAUACCGCUAGGAAAACCGCGCUAACUGUUAGAGAAAAUUUUGUCGAAACCUACUUAUAACUGCUAAAAUCGUUGGUGUGCCUGCAGAAAAAGUGCCAUUGUACAUGUGUAUCAUUGUUGACAGAUUAUGGAAAGCCUUUCGGUGCUGAAAGCAAAAUAAAUAUUCGAGAAGCAUC
This is a messenger RNA of Daphnia magna, 1978 nucleotides long. Its product is annotated as F-box/LRR-repeat protein 7-like. The record is from RefSeq and is a predicted model, not a curated record. Gene Ontology annotation, biological process: SCF-dependent proteasomal ubiquitin-dependent protein catabolic process. Gene Ontology annotation, molecular function: protein binding. Gene Ontology annotation, cellular component: SCF ubiquitin ligase complex. Lineage: Eukaryota; Metazoa; Arthropoda; Branchiopoda; Diplostraca; Daphniidae.